AGCGUCUUGCGCAUGCCCAGUAUACAGCGGCCUCAGCUAGGGCACCCGCGCGGGGUCGCGACGUGCCGGCUGCUUUGCCACCGUCCGGCAUGAAGGGCUGGGGUCUUGCAUCUGCCUUCUUAUCGCUCCAGUGUCAUGGAAUGUCUGCGGAGCCUGGCCCAGCUCCUACCCCGCGCGGUGGGGCUGCCCCGGCGCACUUUAUGCGCUUUGGCUGGGGCGCGCCCCGUGACCGCCGCCGAACUGCUCGGAAGCAGGCGGACCGCGCCGCUGUGCGGAUCCUACCGGCUCCGCUUGGCAGGUGAAAUUCACCGGUUUAGAACUUCUGAUGUCUCUCAAGCCACUUUAGCCAGUGUAGCCCCAGUGUUUACUGUGACAAAAUUUGACAAAGAGGGAAAGGUUACUUCUUUUGAAAGGAAGAAAACUGACUUAUAUCAAGAAUUAGGUCUUCAAGCUAGAGAUUUGAGGUUUCAACAUUUAAUGAACAUCACAACCAGAAACAAUAGGAUUAUCAUGAGAAUGGAGUAUUUGAAAGCUGUGAUAACUCCAGAGUGUCUUCUGAUAUUAGAUUAUCGUAAUUUAAACUUAGAGCAGUGGCUGUUCCGGGAACUCCCUUCACAGUUGGCUGGAGAGGGUCAACUUGUCACAUACCCUUUACCUUUUGAGUUUAGAGCUAUAGAAGCACUCCUGCAAUAUCGGAUCAACACCCUUCAGGGAAAACUUAGCAUUUUGCAACCACUCAUCCUCGAGACAUUGGAAGCUUUAGUGGAUCCCAAACAUUCCUCUGUAGACAGAAGCAAACUGCACAUCUUACUGCAAAAUGGCAAAAGCCUGUCAGAGUUAGAAACAGAUAUUAAGAUGUUCAAAGAGUCCAUUCUGGAGAUCUUGGAUGAAGAAGAGUUGCUGGAAGAGCUCUGUCUGACCAAAUGGAGUGACCCUCAAGUCUUUGAGAGGAGCAGUGCUGGGAUUGACCAUGCAGAAGAGAUGGAGUUGCUGUUGGAAAACUACUACCGAUUAGCUGAGGAUCUUUCCAAUGCAGCUCGGGAACUUAGGGCCCUGAUUGAUGAUUCACAGAGUAUCAUAUUCAUCAACCUGGACAGCCACCGUAAUGUUAUGAUGAGGUUGAACCUACAGUUGACCAUGGGAACCUUCUCUCUUUCGCUCUUUGGACUAAUGGGAGUUGCCUUUGGAAUGAAUUUGGAAUCUUCCCUUGAGGAGGACCACAGAGUGUUUUGGUUGAUCACAGGAAUUAUGUUUAUGGGAAGUGGCCUCAUCUGGAGGCGUUUGCUGUCAUUCCUCGGACGACAACUCGAAGCUCCUUUGCCGCCUCUGGUGGCCUCCUUACCUAAAAAGACCCUGCAGGCAAAUAGAAGGAUGGAAGUGAAACACAGCUUCAGACCGGAUGGACUUGGAUCAAGCAGGAGUGUCCUAACAAACCGUUAGGAACAACCCAGUGGAAACUGAUUUUUUUUUUUUUUAAUGGUAGUCACAGAAAACACCUGAUACUCGUAUUUUCUUCUAUAGAGUCAGAGACUUGAGAAAAAAAAAUCACUGACAUUUAAAUUAUAAUGUCUGUUGAUAAAAACAUGGCAGUCACAAUAUUAGAUAAUAGCAUUUUCAGAAUUCUUAGUACAGAAGCAAAGCACUUGCUUUGUAAAAGGCCAAAAUUUUAUUUCCUACAAACUUAAGGAUAUGUAAGACAUGGAGAGAUUAACAUAAAAAUAGCUUGUGGUAUUGAGUUUUAAUUUAUAUAUGUCCACAAAAGUACAGACUUGUACCAAACAAAACCUGGAAACUUGACAGCCCACAGUUAUGAGACCAGGUAGCCAUAGUUCUUAGGACAGGGAGUCAUGUUCUCUUGAAUUUCCUCUCAGGUAACUGAAAAGCUAGCAAGGUGUAUAUUAAUCUUAAACUCUGGGAGUUUGUGCUUUAAAUCAGUCUUUGACGUAACCUUGUCUUCUCUUUGCCCCCUUUUUAUGUAAGGUGAGUAAAAAGAAGGAAAUGAGAGUAUCAGCUUUAUACAGAUUCCAGUUAAUCAGGAUUUUACUUUCUCAGUCUGUGAAACUAUUUUUCUUUGCUUGGCUAUAAUUAAAGCCUUUGGAAAUAGAAUUGAAAGAAACUGUUUCCAUCCUGUUACUAUAUUUUCUAGAGGUUAAGUACAGUUAUGCAAGAGAACAUUAUAGUUAUCUUUGUCUUCCAGAGAUAGCAUAUGUAGAAGGUUCUGGAAUGUCCACAGCAGCCUUGGUACUGUAAGUGUAGUAAUAAAUAAUGCGUCCCCUGCUGAUUGUGGGGGAUACCUGAUAACUUAAUCUGUCAUGUAAGGAAGUUUAGGGGUCCAUUUACCAGGUUGUUUGGUGCAAGGAGUUAAAAUGCUCUUCCACUAACUGAUUUGAAAGAAAAAAUAGUUAUAAUUUUCCCUCUUCCUGGGUUUGGUUAUGAGAGGACGUUAGGAUGGCAUGGAGCAGGCUGGGCUUGUCUUAGAGUGCACUUUGUGGUAUGUUGGUUGAAACGUGAUGUACAGCACUCUCUAGCAUCUUACAUCUGUUUAAUCUUCAAGGAAAGUAUCUGACAACACUUAGAUUUCACAGGCCACACUUUUCUUCGGCACACCUCGGAGCAUGCUGCUGCUAUUUUUGAUCUUAUGUUAUUACUGUAAAAUAAGUAAUACUACUUAACUGUGACAUGUGAAGAAUUGGAAGUCAGAGGGCAAAAUUUGAUUUGACUAAGACCAGGCAUAAAAGAAUUUUGGUCUUUUUUCUUUCCGGUGUUAGGUAAAAAUUUUUUGAUGAGUCAUGACUCAUCACUAAAAAGGAAAAAUAAAUGCAUCUACCUCAUAAGUCUGAUAAAGGGAAAGUAAUGAUGGCUUAUAGAUUUUUUUGAAGGUGAUUAGAUCAAGGAUGAUUUCCAGAUGGCAACUAGCCCUACUUUAGUUAAGAAUCUAGAUGGCUGUUAAAGAGCCCUCAAAAAUAAUAAAAGAGCCUGUGCCCCCCAAAAAUUUCAGUUUUAAACUCAGAGUUCAUAAACUAUUGUAAGUAAGGUGAAAGAAUACCGAACAGUUAUGAGUAAGCAGGUAAGCGUAUCCUCUUUAAACAUGUAUGAGUACAGGGAAUGAUAGUCUUAGCAGAUGGUCUUUGGGAGGCCUCAAAGAAAAGGUGGCAAGACUAGACAUCAUCAUUUUAAGAUGCUGUUAUUCUUAAAAAAACUGAUGACCACUAAAUAUUAUAAAAGCUCUUUAUUUUCAUGAGUUAUUCUAAGAGUUGUACACAGCCUUGUGUUUUGGAAUUGGAAUAUUAAACUCACUUUAAAUUCAGGAUUUUCAUUACUUCAAUAAUAACUACUGGGGUAGUCUAAUGGGUAGAGUAUGGAAUAGGGAAUUCACAGCCAUGAGUUUAUUUCCAAACUUGCUUCAGAUCUCUUUAGGUCUGAGAUACAUGGCAGAAAACAGUUCCCAUCUAAAGCCUUGAAGAAGGUGGUUGCAUACAUAUAUACAGGUAAUAGACAAAAACUGCUAUUCUGUAAAUGUGUCCUGGUAUCUUGAAAUAAAGGUAAUUUUGAGUUAAA
Molecule: messenger RNA, 3558 nt
Organism: Phacochoerus africanus (Common warthog)
Lineage: Eukaryota; Metazoa; Chordata; Mammalia; Artiodactyla; Suidae
Gene: MRS2
Product: magnesium transporter MRS2
Exons: 11
Coding region: 136-1440 (434 amino acids)
Biological process (GO): mitochondrial magnesium ion transmembrane transport
Cellular component (GO): mitochondrial inner membrane
Molecular function (GO): magnesium ion transmembrane transporter activity
Source: RefSeq, a predicted model, not a curated record